Coccinella septempunctata (seven-spotted ladybird) is the source of this 756-nucleotide messenger RNA. RefSeq lists its product as uncharacterized. The coding region runs from base 23 to 733 and encodes 236 amino acids. Lineage: Eukaryota; Metazoa; Arthropoda; Insecta; Coleoptera; Coccinellidae. The record is from RefSeq and is a predicted model, not a curated record. The transcript is spliced from 2 exons.
UUUAGAGAAGACGACAGAAGACAUGGAGGAUCUCAAUCCAAUGGUGCAGAGUUGUGGAUAUAACGUUUGCCAAGAGUGUUCCUUCACGCACAUUGAGUUUAUUCGGAUGAUUUCGAAUGAAGAGUUGGCACGAGAAUUCCUUAUGAAGCAUGGGGCAUUAUCGUGUCACUCUUUGUGCGAAACGUGCGGAUCGAGAGUUCGAUCCGAUUUUGAAAGAAAUCAGUAUAGAUGCCGCAAAGUUGUUUUUGCAGCAAGAAGAGGAAACAGGAAAUGCGAAACUUCACGCAGUGUCUUUCAAGGGCAAUGGGUUCUUGGUGGAGUUGAAAGAGGGGAGCAAGGUGAAAAAGGCAAAGCAUUUCUAGUUCCUGUAGAGGAUCGUUCCUCCGAAACAUUAAUCGGUAUCAUUAAACGUUAUGUGAAACCCGGCACAACGAUUAUGACCGAUUGCUGGAGGGGGUAUGAUGCUCUAGAGACUGAGGGUUUCCGCCAUUUUACCGUGAACCACUCUUUGAACUUCGUUGAUCCAGAAACUGGUGCUUACACGCAGACCAUUGAGAGACUCUGGGUAGAAGUUCGUCGAAAUGUUCCCAAGGCUGGAUUCAGGCAAGAGCAUCUUUGGGGUUAUCUAUCUGAUGUUCUGUUUCGUCGGAUGGAACCUUGCUACGGUCGUCGAAGGCACAUGUUCUGGAAGGCGGCCGCAACUCUGUACUCUCCAGAGCAUCCUCUGGCAUAAGGUAAAUGCAAUAAUUUCUUCAU